AUGGAACAGGUUGUCUCAUGCCAGCGGGAUACAGAAGAGUUGGGAGCUGGGAGCGAGAAACAUCCGCUGCAGAAGAAGAAGAAGAAGAAGAGAAAGAAUACAACUACCUCGGCAGAAGGUCAUCUUGAACCUCUAUUCUUGCCCCAUCGCGGGGUUGGGCUGGCACUGGUGCUGGUGCUGGUGCUGGUGCUGGUGGGUUGA
Molecule: messenger RNA, 201 nt
Organism: Hypoxylon fragiforme
Lineage: Eukaryota; Fungi; Ascomycota; Sordariomycetes; Xylariales; Hypoxylaceae
Exons: 3
Coding region: 1-201 (66 amino acids)
Source: RefSeq, a predicted model, not a curated record